This is a messenger RNA of Erythranthe guttata (spotted monkey flower), 1876 nucleotides long. RefSeq names its product photolyase 1 (gene PHR1). Gene Ontology annotation, molecular function: deoxyribodipyrimidine photo-lyase activity. Gene Ontology annotation, biological process: photoreactive repair. NCBI's taxonomy places the organism in Eukaryota, Viridiplantae, Streptophyta, Magnoliopsida, Lamiales, Phrymaceae. The record is from RefSeq and is a predicted model, not a curated record.
AAAAACUGACGGACAAGAAUAAUCUUACGUGUCCAGUUUCGGACCACAACCGCUAACCGUUUCAAUUUCCCUCCAACAAAACCCCUCUCUCCAAAUUCGCCGCAUUUUCUCACACUAAAACGAAUAUCCAUGUCGUCUUCCUCGAUCCCCGCCGUCCAACCGGGCAGGAUACGGGUCCUGAAACAAGCCCCGGAUCCGAAGCCGUCGGGUCCGGUUGUGUACUGGAUGUUCAGGGAUCAACGGCUGAGGGACAACUGGGCUUUGAUCCACGCCGUCCACCAGGCCCACCGUUGGGAUGUGCCCGUCGCCAUAGCUUUCAAUUUGUUCCAUCAAUUCAAGGGCGCGAAAGCUCGGCAUUUAGGGUUUAUGCUCAGAGGCCUCAAGAAAUUGCACUCCGAUCUUCAAUCAACUCUCGACAUACCAUUUUUCUUGUUCCAGGGUGAAGCUGUGGACACUAUUCCGACAUUUCUGAAAGAAUGUGGAGCUUCGCUUUUGGUGACGGACUUCUCACCGUUGCGUGAAGUUCGAAAAUGGAAAGACGAAAUCUGCAACAGUGUGAAUGAAUCAGUAUCUAUUCAUGAAGUUGAUGCGCACAAUGUGGUGCCUCUUUGGGUGGCAUCGGACAAAUUGGAAUACGGCGCCAGGACGAUAAGGGGCAAAAUCAACAAAAAACUUCCCGAAUAUCUAAUCGAUUUUCCUGAUCUCGCUACCCCUCAAAGAAAAUGGGCUUCAUCGAUUAAAACUAUAGAUUGGGAUUACCUCAUUGAUGAUGUUGUAAGGCAAUGUGCAGAAGUUCCGGAACUCGAGUGGUGCGAGCCGGGCGAAGGAGCUGCAUUAGACGUACUAACGGGUGUUAAAAACGGUUUCUUGAAAACGAGAUUGAAGAAUUAUUCUUCGGAGAGGAAUAAUCCGUUGAAACCCAAAUCGCUUUCUGGGCUUUCGCCGUAUUUGCACUUUGGGCAGAUAUCUGCACAGAGAUGUGCUUUGGAGGCACGAAAAGUUCGUAAACUCUAUCCCGAGGCUAUUGAUGGAUUCUUGGAGGAAUUGGUUGUGAGGAGAGAACUCGCUGACAACUUCUGCUUCUACCAGCCGCAUUACGAUUCGAUACAGGGUGCUUGGGAGUGGGCCCGUAAGACUUUGAUGGACCACGCCUCUGAUAAACGUGAACAUUUAUACACGAGAGAGCAGUUGGAGAAAGCGCAAACUGCCGAUCAACUAUGGAAUGCUUCUCAGUUAGAAAUGGUUCAUCACGGAAAAAUGCACGGUUUUAUGAGAAUGUAUUGGGCAAAAAAGAUUCUUGAAUGGACUAAUGGACCGGAGGAAGCUCUUGCAACGUCAAUAUACUUAAACGAUAAGUAUCAUAUAGACGGCAGAGAUCCAAAUGGUUACGUUGGAUGCAUGUGGUCUAUAUGUGGAGUGCAUGACCAGGGGUGGAAAGAGCGACCCGUUUUUGGAAAAAUACGAUACAUGAAUUACGCGGGGUGCAAGAGAAAAUUUGACGUGGAUGGAUAUAUUGCAUACGUAAAGAAGAUGGUCGGUGAAACUAAGAAGAGGAAAGCGGAAACUCUUCUUAACGGCAAAGCUAAAGAACUGCGUAGUUAAUCGUUGGUUGGCUUUUGCUUCUUAAUCUAUAGUCAUUAGUCCCUCCUUAAUCUUUUGAUGUUAGUAAUUAUGAAUCCAUUAACUUAGACGACAUAUUAUCGUGUAAUUUAAAUGUCAGUAACGAAUUCUCUUAACAGCGAUUUCUCUCGAAGGGGAGAGGUUUAAUGGUGUUCGUAGGAUAAUUGUUUUGUAGUAAAUUUGUACCCUUAUGGAACUGGAUUGACUUUGUUGCAAAAUUCAGAUGAUGAAAUGAAAAUUUUGUAAAUUUACGAGC